AUGCCUGUACAAAUUGAAAAAUUAAUCAAAAAUGAGAGGAGUGAAAAAAUCACUAAUGUAUUUCAAUCAAUAUACAAAAAGAAGCCAGAUUUUUUUGUGAGGGUGCCAGGAAGGGUGAAUUUGAUUGGAGAACACAUAGACUAUUGCGGCUAUGGAGUUUGUCCGAUGGCCUUAGAUCAGGACAUUUUUCUGGCAGUAGGCACAGCAGGAGAAGGGAAAAAAUUGAGACUGCACAAUGUCGAUAGGAAAUUUGAGGAUUUUGAGUGCGAACUUGAUGAUAAUAUAGAGAUCUCUUUAGAAAAUGGUCCUCCAAAAUGGUACCAAUACUUCUUGUGCGGCAUCAAAGGCAUCUUAGAAACCCUCCCUAAGGAUCAACUUCAAAACCUGCCCAGUAUUUGUGUGGUGGUGAGUGGCACAGUGCCACAAAGCGCUGGAUUGUCGAGCAGCAGUGCUUUGGUUAGCGCAGCUGCUUUGGCAGCUGCGCACAGUUUAAAGCUGCAGUUGCCCAAAGAAGAAUUGGCCAAUUUGUGUGCCAGAUGCGAAAGGUAUAUUGGUACUCAGGGAGGCGGUAUGGAUCAAGCGAUUGCUUUUUUAGCUAAAGAAGGGUGUGCCAAAUACAUUGAAUUCGAACCACUGCGAUCCACUGAAGUGAUAUUACCAACAGGAGCUGUAUUCGUGAUAGCUCACAGUCUGACCAACUUAAAUAAAGCCGCAACUGGAGAUUUCAAUUGUAGAGUUGUCGAGUGUAGAUUAGCUGCACAGAUUAUCGCUCAUAAAAAUUCUCUGGACUGGACGAAAAUCAAACGUUUGGGUGACCUACAAAAAUUGCUCGGCCUCAAUUUGGACGAAAUGCUAGCGUUGACUGGCGAAUGCCUAAAAACGACACCGUACACCAAACAGGAUAUUAUCCAGGAAUUAAAUACCACUUCCAGUCUGGUGGACACGGUGUCGCUGACUCCCAACACUCGUGAUAUAGAGAAAUUUAAGUUGUAUCAGAGGGCUUUGCAUGUGUUUAAUGAAGCUAAACGUGUAAAACAAUUUUACGAAACUUGCAAAAACGCUGCCGGAGGCGAAGACACAUUACUUACUUUAGGCACCCUUAUGAGCCAAAGUCACGAAAGUUUAAGAGACUUGUACGAGUGCAGUCAUCCUCAACUAGACAAGCUUGUGGAAAUAUCCAAAUCUUUUACUCUAGGUACUCGCUUGACAGGAGCUGGUUGGGGUGGUUGUACCGUUUCCCUUGUUGCUCCAGAAAAUGUCCAAAAAUUCAUUGACUCUAUCAAAGAGAAUUUUUUUAAACCUUUAGGAGUCACUGAAGGGUUUGAAUUUAUAGUUUUUACUACCACACCUAAAAGUGGAGCUUGUAUUUAUGUUCAUAAUGAAUAA
Messenger RNA from Ceutorhynchus assimilis (cabbage seed weevil), 1386 nucleotides. The record is from the annotation of a GenBank genome assembly. Lineage: Eukaryota; Metazoa; Arthropoda; Insecta; Coleoptera; Curculionidae.